Aedes albopictus (Asian tiger mosquito) is the source of this 2523-nucleotide messenger RNA. Its product is annotated as mucin-2-like. The transcript has a single exon. The record is from RefSeq and is a predicted model, not a curated record. The coding region runs from base 1 to 2523 and encodes 840 amino acids. NCBI's taxonomy places the organism in Eukaryota, Metazoa, Arthropoda, Insecta, Diptera, Culicidae.
AUGGCCGAUAUUGCACGACUGCUUGUCCAACUUGGCCACGUUGAGGACGAAGUGAGAAAAGUAAAGAAGAACAUUUGUGUAGAUGGUGUUUUUCGACCGAGUUUGGCACAGGGGAAGCUGUACGAAAAAGUACUCCAGUGCCACUACAAAGAGUAUCGACGAAUCUGUUUCGAGCUUCUGCCCGUACUUCCACCCGAGAGGCACGAUGAGCUCGACAAGGAUGCCUCGCAUUUUGAGGAGAUUUACAGGGAUGCAUGUGUACUGGUGGAAAAGUUGUUCUAUUCCUGCCGGUCUACCGGUGACAUGCAUCAAAACGACAGAACGUCAUCCAGCUGCUUCACUGCGACGACUGUGUCACGCUGCCAUACCCCUCCGAUCCGAAGCCGAUCAAUGAAUUCAACGACGGAACACCCCGUUCCGAUUCUCGCUGAGACCGAAACGCCACGCACAUCAUUUCCAAACAGAAUCAAGGUGAGUACGAUUGUUGCCGACUCAUUCCAGUACGAGAAGCCGCUACACGAUGAAGAUUCCACGAAGAACAUGAAUCCUCCGACGAGCCAGAAGGAUUCACGUGUCGGCAACGAGCCGAACGAGUUUGUCGACAGCAAGACCGAAGACUCGAAGACGAUAACGAUCCCGAUGCCAACCGGACUCGGUCCGGUACUGAUGCCGUUUCGCCCACCUCCUGGAUUCCAUCCGACGCCUAAGCGGAACCAGAUGCCAACCGGGAUGCCUCCGGUGUCCCAGUGCCCGACCGGUGCCUCUCCGGUACCACAGCCGCUUCAGAGUGCGACCGGUUCUCAACCGGUAUCCCAGCCGCUUCGACCCACGACCGGUUCCCUACCGGUAUUUCAUCCGCUCCAAUGCAAGACCGACUCUCUUCCGACAUCGCAGCAGUCCCGAUGCGUGACCGGAUCUUGUCCGGUGCUCCAGAUCCCGUACGAGACCGAAUCCUUUCCGACGUCGAAGCUUCCAACCCCGAUGACCGGAUUGCGUCCGGUGCAAGAGCAGUACCCGUGUGCUGACGAACCAAAUCCGAAGCGACCCGAUGUAGCCGGAAUUCCUCCGGUGUUGAAGCCAUUCCUGUCGACAGUCGAAGCUUCACCGGUGACCACGCCGGCUCUGAUGCCCAUCGGUGCCAGCCCAGUGAAGAAGCCAACCACUACGUCCGUCGAUACCCGUUCGGCGACCAAGCCGACCAUGAUGUCCGCCGGUUCCCCUCCGGUGGGCAAAACGAUCUCGCCGUCCGCUGGAGCCAGUCCAGUGGACAAUUCCGCCCCGAUGGCCGUCGGUUCCCAUCCGAUGGUUAAGCCGACCCCGAUGUCCGUUGGAACCAGUCCAGCGUGCAGUUCCGCUCAGAGGUCCGCCGGUACUAGUCCGGUGGUCAUGCCGAUCCCGAUGUCCCCUGGAACCAGUCCAGUGGGCUGCUCCGACCAGAGGUUCACCGAUACCAGUUCGGUGAUCAAUUACGCCCACGUGUCCGUCGGUUUCCCUCCGGUGGCCAAGAUGAUCUCGCCGUCCGCUGGAGCCAGUCCAGUGGGAAGUUCCGCCCCGACGGCCGUCGGUACCCUUCCGAUGGUCAAGCCAACACCGAUGUCCGCUGGAGGCAGUCCAGUGGACAAUUCCGCCCAGAGGUCCAUCGGUACCAGUCCGGUGGUCACGCCGAUCCCGAUGUCCACUGGAACCAAUCCAGUGGGCAACUCCGCCCUGAGGUUCACCGACGCCCGUUCGGUGAUCAAUUACGACCAGAGGUCCAUCGGUACCAGUCCGGUGAUCAAGCCAACCCUGAGGUCCGCCGGUGCCCUUCCGGUGUUCUAUUCCACCCCGAUGUCUGUCGGUCCCUUUCCGGCAGUUAAACCGACCUUGCCGCCCAUCGAAGCCAAUCCGCCUCCAAAGUCCACUGGAACGAGUCCAGUGGUGAAGCCGACCGUGAUAUCCACCGGAGCCAAACCCUUCAACGACUCAGCCGGUCUCUGUCCGGUAGCCAAGCCAUCCCCGAAGUCCGCCAGUCUCCGUCCGGUAACCCAUUCAGACCCGAUGUCAUCCAGCAUUGUUGCAGUGUACCCGCCGGUCCCAACAAAAAGGAUUAACAAGACGAAUAGAACAUCACCGACAGCCGGAAUUCGUCCGGCGCGCAAGCGAGUUCAGAGUAGGACAGAUCAAGUGCAAACCCCGAAGACAACAGAAACCCGCCCGAUGACAAGCCGUGCCCUCAUGCCCUCUGAAAUCCGUCCGGUCACGAGAACCCAUCCGAGGAAGCAGUGGAUCGGGGUGGUCCCGAAGUUCUUCCAACCACCACUGGAUCCGCCACCGGUCAACGUGACUGGUGUUUUCGAACAGCUCCAUUCCGACUCGCGGCCGAGGAAACCACCAGAUGGACCUCCGAAGCAAAUCCGACCCAGCGAAGCCAUCGUGGAGCGUGUGUCCCGAACGCGUCCACUCAAAGACCCGAUCAAGAGGCUGGUCAGCAUUCUCCCACCUAUUCUGGCCGGGGAGUAUGUUCGCGCCAACGCGAAGAAGUAA